Anopheles marshallii is the source of this 1449-nucleotide messenger RNA. RefSeq names its product vitellogenic carboxypeptidase-like. Gene Ontology annotation, molecular function: serine-type carboxypeptidase activity. Gene Ontology annotation, biological process: proteolysis. The record is from RefSeq and is a predicted model, not a curated record. Bases 1 to 1449 code for a protein of 482 amino acids. Lineage: Eukaryota; Metazoa; Arthropoda; Insecta; Diptera; Culicidae. The transcript has a single exon.
AUGUUGUUACCGAUGGGACAACUAUUCCUUUUGCUAGGAUUAGUGCUUCAGUUUACCAACGGUCUGUUUAUUAAUCCGUACGAAAAAAUAUGGCCUCGUGGUCAGUUUUUGUCCUCCCCGACGAAAGGGAACAAUGGAAAGCCUCUACUGCUGACACCCUACAUCGAAAGCGGAAACAUAUCGGAAGGUCAAAGUGCGGCCCGAGUCCAACACAGCCGUAUUCAAGGGAUUGAGUCGUACGCAGGAUUUCUCACGGUAGACAAACGCUUCAACUCAAACCUCUACUUCUGGUACUUUCCGGCGAAAGCGAAUCGCACAACGGCGCCGCUCAUUCUCUGGCUACAGGGUGGCCCCGGCGCAUCAUCUCUGUUCGGACUGUUCGAAGAGAAUGGUCCGUUACGUAUCACGAGCGAUCUGGUGGCAGUAGAACGGGAGCACUCCUGGUACGAGAACCAUCAUAUGCUGUACAUUGAUAAUCCGGUAGGGACGGGAUUUAGCUUCACCGACAGUGAAACGGGCUAUGCACGCAACCAGGUGCAGAUAGGCGAGGAGCUUUACUCAGCUGUGGUGCAGUUCUUGCGACUCUUUCCGCAGCUACAAUCACUUCCAUUCUACAUUACGGGAGAAUCGUAUGCGGGAAAGUAUGUGCCUACGCUAGGUCAUACGAUUCACCAGAAGAAUAUCAACCCAACAUCACUCUUUGUUAAUCUGGCGGGUAUGGCAAUUGGUAACGGGUACAGUGAUCCCGUGAAUCAACUAAACUACGGCGAAUAUCUGUACCAGCUCGGAUUGAUUGAUAGCAAUGCGCUGGAACGUUUCGAACAGGAUGAGCAAACCGUCACAACCUGCCUCACCAAGGACAACUAUCGCUGUGCGUUCGACAUUAUGGACGAUUUGCUCGAUGGUGACGAAAACGGUGGUGGUUCAUUCUUUCGCAACGUGAGCGGGUUCGAAACGUACUACAAUUAUCUGCACUCCGCCGAAGAUCCUACCGAUGCAGUAUAUUUGGUAGGAUUCUUAAAUCUUGACGAAACGCGACGCGCUUUGCACGUCGGUGAUCAACCGUUUCACGAUCUCGACCAGGACAAUAUGGUCGCACGAUUCCUGGAGGAGGAUGUGUUCGCGAGCGUUGCACCAUGGAUUGCCGAGCUGUUGCAACACUACCGGAUCAUGUUCUACAACGGUCAGCUGGACAUUAUCUGUGCCUAUCCGAUGAUGGUGAACUAUCUGCAGAUGUUGCUGUUUGAUGGUGCCAACUUCUACCGGAGCGUACCAAGAGGGAAGCUAGAGAUAGACGGCGAAAUUGCGGCCUACUUUAAGGUGGCAUUCGGUCUGGUGGAGGUUUUGGUGCGUGAUGCGGGUCACAUGGUACCGCGCGAUCAGCCCAAAUGGGCGCAUCGGUUAAUAACGGCAUUCACACACCCGAGUACGAUCGAAGGGUUUGUCUAA